AAAAAAAAAAAAAAAACUGGUCUCUAAUUGAUCACUGAGGACAUGUGGAGUUUCAAAGAUGGUCCUUAAAAUUCUUGCAAGGUCCAAAGUCCAAACUGCCCUUGGUGAGGACAACAAAAACACUUCAUUUUGGCUGAAAAGUAAAAGUAAACAUUUAGAGCUAACUUUUCCAAUCAGUGGCCCAAACCUGACCAAGUCAAAGUAAACUGUACUGUUCAUCAAUCAUUGUGACCAGAAUUUCGAAGAAACUUCCACAUUCUCUGUACUACUACUACUAUAUCAUGGACUUAUGGUGUAUGAAGAAAUUACUCAAAAUUCGUUAAUACUUUAGAGAUAAAAUUAGUCUUCAAGCAUGGCAGAUUUCUUAGUGAUUUUGAGGUUAUAUGUUGUGCUUCAUGUGCUUCUUCAUGCUCAUGCAUGUUGGGAAGAAGAAAAAAUUGCUCUUUUGAAACUCAAAGAUGCAUUCAACUACCCAAAUGGGACUGCUCUUUCGUAUUGGGGCGGCGAAGAAAGUGAUUGUUGUAAGUGGAAAAGGGUUGGUUGCAGUAAAUUGACGAAACAUGUGAUAAAACUUUCACUCAAUGAUAUCCUAUCUGAGUUUUGGGGCAACAACAAUGGUUUCUUCCUGGAAUCCUCUUUAUUUCAUCCCUUUGAGGAGCUGCGUGAGUUAAGAUUGGAUUAUAACAACAUUGAAGGCUUUAAUGGAGUGCUAAGAUUAAAAAAAUUACAAAUGUUGGAUCUGAGUUUCAACGAGCUCACAGAAAUUCCAUCCUUCCGUGGCAUGGUGUCUUUGAAGUUUUUGUACCUUGGAGACAAUAAUCUAAAAAAUUGGUCCUCAUUCCAAGAGUUGACAACUUUGAGGGGCCUGGAGAUGCUUGAUUUGGGUGAUAAUUGGAUUGCUGGUGAGAUGCCUCCAUCUCUUGGGGCCAUGACAUCUUUAAAGAGCUUAUCAUUUAGUCGUAAUAAAUUAAAUGGCUCUUUCCCGGAGGAAGGUUUAUGUAAUUUGAAAAACCUCCAAGAGUUGGAUAUUAGCCAAAAUAGCUUCAAAGGAUCUAUUCCUCCAUGUAUCAGCAAUUUAACAUCCCUUCGUCUCCUCAAAUUUUCUGAAAAUAACCUUUCGGGAACCAUUCCUUCUGAUCUCCUUAGGCUCAAGUCCCUCGAAUACCUUUCUCUUUCUCUGAACCAUUUUGAAGGGUCCAUCUCAUUGAGUUUAUUUGCUAACAACUCCAAUCUUGAGGUUCUUGAACUUGGUAGUCUUAACAAUGAGUUGCAUGUACACACAGAAAAUACACCCUGGAAACCUCUGUUUCAGCUAAAAGUCCUACGACUAUCAAACUGCAAUCUCAAUGAGCCAAGUAGAUCUAUUCCGAGCUUUCUUUUGACCCAGCAUGAUUUAAGAGUUGUUGACCUCAGUUGCAAUUCCAUGAUUGGAAAGCUUCCCACUUGGUUACUGAAAAAUAACGCAAGAUUGGAGUUCCUUAGUCUUGCACAGAACUCAUUCACGGGUCAAUUUGUGUUACCUGUUGAUUCUAAAAAUCUUGAUUUGUCUUGGCUUGAUGUGUCUAAGAAUGAUUUUCAAGGCCUUCUUCCAGCAUCCAUUGGCCAUAUUCUCCCAAAUUUAUGGUAUUUGAACAUGUCUAGAAACUCAUUUCAAGGUAAUAUUCCUCGUUCAAUCGGCAACAUGAAUAAGUUGCAUUCAUUGGAUCUGUCUAGCAACAGCUUCACUGGAGAAUUACCCGAACAUUUGGUUAUGGGCUGCAAGGAAUUGACUAUGCUGAAGCUUUCACAUAAUAACCUGCAGGGCCAGUUAUUUCCCAAAAAAUGGAACCUCACAUCGCUCUUGUUUUUGUAUCUAGAUAAUAAUUUCUUUUCAGGGCAGUUGUUACCUGGACUUCUUACAAGCUCCUACUUGGCAGUGUUGAAUCUAAGCGAUAACCCGAUCUCGGGAAAACUACCUGAUUAGAUAGGGGACU
Molecule: messenger RNA, 1973 nt
Organism: Lycium barbarum (goji berry)
Lineage: Eukaryota; Viridiplantae; Streptophyta; Magnoliopsida; Solanales; Solanaceae
Product: receptor-like protein 15
Exons: 4
Coding region: 353-1963 (536 amino acids)
Molecular function (GO): protein binding
Source: RefSeq, a predicted model, not a curated record